Messenger RNA from Lacerta agilis (Sand lizard), 2355 nucleotides. RefSeq names its product ATPase H+ transporting V1 subunit C2 (gene ATP6V1C2). Gene Ontology annotation, cellular component: vacuolar proton-transporting V-type ATPase, V1 domain; lysosomal membrane. Gene Ontology annotation, molecular function: proton-transporting ATPase activity, rotational mechanism. The record is from RefSeq and is a predicted model, not a curated record. NCBI's taxonomy places the organism in Eukaryota, Metazoa, Chordata, Lepidosauria, Squamata, Lacertidae. Gene Ontology annotation, biological process: proton transmembrane transport. Bases 586 to 1764 code for a protein of 392 amino acids. The transcript has 15 exons.
CCAGCCCGUGCAAAUACCCGAAGGUCUUCUUUGGUGGCUAAGGCAGCAGAAAACUUUAUCCGCGGCUCUUCGCCACCGCCGCCCUUUAAGGUGGUUUGGACGCCUUUGCGCAAAAGCCUCUGCGUUUCGCUCGGCUGAAGAAUCCUAUUGGGAAAAGGCUCCGGUGGGCUCAGCUUUGGAUAAUCUCCGUAGGAGAGGGAAAGAGAGGGGGGCGAGCCGUCGUGAGUGGACUUACCCCCUGCCCUGCAACUCCGUCUAUUAAGUUAAAACAAAAUAUUCGUCUUUAAGAUAGCUGCUUAAAGAGAAUAGAAUGCUCUAAUUAUCGGACGUUGGGUUCUUAUGUGUGGCUUUGGCCGUUCUCUGGCUCUUUUUUCUGAAAACAGCCGAGGUGAUGAUGAUGGGAGACAAAUUGAGCUCCAGCCUUUCCGAGUUUGAAGAGCCACAAAUGAAAACCGAAAUGUAGGCUAAUUUUCCAGUGCCUAGCCUUCACUAACCUCUUGCCUGAGAUGAACAGUAAUAGAAUUUCAGUGACCUAGCAGCAGUUUUUGGCUACAGUGAUUUAGAGUGAAGGGAACUGCUUGCACCAUGUCAGAAUUCUGGUUAAUUUCGGCACCUGGAGAUAAGGCAAACCUAAUAGCCUGGGACAGGAUGAACACAGUGACUGCCAAAGCCAACCUGUCCUGCAACAGCAAGUUCAUCAUCCCUGACCUCAAGGUGGGGACCCUGGAUGCUCUCGUUGGCCUCUCAGAUGAGUUGGGGAAACUUGAUAGCUUUGCUGAAAGCGUAAUAAAGAAAAUUGCCCAGUAUAUUGGAGAGGUUAUGGAAGACUCAAAAGACAAAAUGCAGGAAAACCUGCUGGCAAAUGGAGGAGCGAAGGCUAAACUGCAAUGUCUAAAGAUUGACCUGAUCAGUUAUCUGAUGAGGUUUGAGUGGGACAUGGCUAAGUAUCCCAUAAAACAGCCACUGAAGAACAUUUCAGAAGCAUUAGCAAAGCAAAUUACACAAAUAGAAACAGACAUGAAAAACCGAGCAGCUGCGUACAACAACAUCAAAGGAAAUCUUCAAAAUCUGGAAAGGAAAACUGUGGGAAAUCUUUUGACACGUACUCUAACGGAUAUCGUGAACAAAGAAGACUUUGUGUUGAAUUCAGAGUAUCUCAUCACUCUCCUUGUUGUAGUUCCCAAAUCAAGCUAUGUACAAUGGCAAAAAACCUACGAAUCGCUCUCUGAUAUGGUGGUUCCUCGCUCUACGAAGAUGAUUACUGAAGAUGCAGAGGGAGGACUCUUCACAGUAACACUAUUCCGAAAAGUGAUCGAUGACUUUAAAGCCAAAGCAAGAGAGAACAAGUUCAUGGUGCGGGAGUUUUAUUACGAUGAGAAAGAAUUGAAAAGCGAAAAGGAAGAAAUGAGGAAGUUGGCUUCUGAUAAGAAGCAACAGUAUGGUCCACUAUUACGUUGGUUAAAGGUGAACUUCAGCGAAUCAUUUGUGGCCUGGAUUCACAUAAAGGCUCUUAGAGUUUUCUCAGAAUCUGUCCUCAGGUAUGGCCUACCAGUGAAUUUCCAAGCAAUGCUAAUUCAGCCCAACAAGAAGUCCACAAAGAGACUGAGAGACGUCCUUAAUGCGGUCUUCAAACAUCUGGAUGAAGUAGCAGCAGCCAGUAUAAUGGAUACUUCUAUGGACAUUCCUGGCUUGCAACUAGGCAAUCAAGACUACUAUCCUUAUGUCUGUUUCAAGAUUGACCUCAGUAUUCUUGAGUGCAGCUAAUAAUUGCCUGAAUUGGAAGCAUCAUUUGUCCUCUAGGAUUCGGUUGUUCACGAACAAUGAAACUGAUGUGGCAAGCACCUCCGGCUCCAAGCUGCUUUUUUAAGAACCCAAGUUCUGAGGGGACCGUGCGACAGGUGCCUUUUCUCAUGCAGGAGGAUUAAAUAACUGUAAGCAAGUGUUCAUUUGUAGUUCCCAGGUUUUGCCUGCUUUUACAAAUACAGUAAUUCUGCCCUCUUCCAUUUUGAAAGUAUUAAGAUUCUGGAGCCUCUUCUGAUCAUGUUAGAAAACAUGCUUCACAAGGCAGUUGUGUUACAGUUGUAUUUAUUCUUCUUUUUUUGUAAAUUAAAUAAAAAUGAAGCAGUAUCUGAUGGUUAAGAUGAUAAAAGUACUCCUAAAUCUGUAACAGUUGGAAUCAGUCAACAAAGGUACAAACUCUUGCAUGAAAGUUAAUCGGUAGAUCAGAUUCUUAAUUUAGAAUUUAAUUUUGGGGAUGGGUGAGCUGUUUCAGUGUAGGACUUGCAAUAAAUAAGAUACUUAAUCCCUCCACUAAUCUAAUGUGUGGUGAAAAGGAGAAACUUGGCUGGCAAUAGA